This is a messenger RNA of Fomitopsis serialis, 1509 nucleotides long. RefSeq lists its product as uncharacterized. The transcript has a single exon. The coding region runs from base 1 to 1509 and encodes 502 amino acids. The record is from RefSeq and is a predicted model, not a curated record. NCBI's taxonomy places the organism in Eukaryota, Fungi, Basidiomycota, Agaricomycetes, Polyporales, Fomitopsidaceae.
AUGCAGCUCGCAUCGUACGGGGCGCGAGCCCUCAAACCUACUGGAGGGGGAACACUCCUCCACACCAACCACACAAGGUCGAUACACAUCCCAUCCAUUCCCCGCCCCAAUGUCGGUCAACCGACCUCCACCGCCCAGGCCGUCUUCAAGCAGACCCGCCACCUCUUCUCUCGCUUUGUCGCGCACCUGACGACCCCAGGCAUCUCUCGUCUGCCCGGCAGCGUCCCAGCAACGGGUCGCUCGCUGUACAAUGGGCCGACACAGAUGCGCUCCAUCCAACAGGGCCUCUCCUCUUCAGCGCGCUUCACCCUUUCCCGCCCACUGCAGCUACCCCGCCUCCCCAAGGCCCCCGCCGUCCCGCGGGGCGUCAGCCAAGUUGGCCUGGGGCUGGCCCGCAACUUCUCCACCGGCCGCCCCGUCUUCCAGAACCUCGUCGAGAACGUGCCGAUCACUGGGCGCGCCCUCUGGGAGGCUGACUGGGACACGCGGAUGCGCAAGGAACAGGAGAAGAUGCGCAUGCGCAAGAGCGUGAAGGGCAAGCAGUCCAAGAAGUCCAAGGAGAUGCUCCGCCCCCGCGAGACGAAGAAGGCGACGAAGGUGGUGACCGCAGUGGAGGAGCGCGAGGCCGACUUGGAGCACUACUUCCCCGCCGCCCCGCUCGAGAACCCCGAGGUGACGACCCACCUGCUCAUCCCGCUCGCCCCCGUUGUCGCGUCCGCGCGCGAGCCCCGCCUGCCCUUGUCAGCAUCGCCUGCCAACCACCCGCUGCUCCCGGUGCAAGUCCUCGCGAAUAUGCACGGCGCCCAUACCACCCACUCGUUACGCGUAUCCUCACUCUUCGCGCGGCUCGACGCCUCUCGCGUGUUCGAAAGCCCGCACGUCAAGUGUGAGGCGCAUGGCGAUCCAUUGGGGCUAGCGACACUCUUAGAGGUCACGUUCGACGGCUGGGACGAGAAGCGCGUCCGCAGCGUGCUCGGCGAGGCAGGCCAGGGAUGGUGCACAGUCGAAGAGGUAUGGAAAGACCGCGACGCGGAAGAGAGGCAGGCAAUGGACGAAGCUCUAGAGACCAUGUCGACCUCCGAGGAGUCCGUGCACUCCGACUGGCAUGUCGGCGUCCAGAUUGACCCUGCGCACUCCAUGGUCCUCCCCACCCUCGACUUCUCGGCGUCGUUCCCCGUCGCGUUCCCCUCGCCCGCACAGGCCGCGUCCCCCGCGGCGCUGUCGCGCCAGCCGUCCGACCUGUCGAUGUCCGACACGCUCUCGGAUUUCGCCUUUCACAACGCAUGGGCUGCGGCGCACCCACCGCCGCCGGACGACGCACGCUCCGACAGCGACAAGCUUUCGGACGUUGCGUCCGAGUCGAGCUGGGUAGAGACGAUGUACCAGCCCGACCUCGCCGCUGCCCACGCGCACGCGCCCGCGUCGGAGCGCAGCUGGUUCGGGUUCAGCUCCGAGUUCAUGGGCAGGAUGGGCCAGGAGGCGGAAGGUCCGAGGGAGGAUAUGUUCUGA